AUGGGUGGGAGCGAGAACUCGAAGGCUAUGGUUGUGGGUCGUUUGUCUGAUUCCAUCAGGGAGAUUUCUGGGUUGCCCGAAUGUCAAAACGUUUGCAAGAGGAUGUAUGGGAAUUUGAUCCGUAGGGUGAAGCUUCUGAGUCCUUUGUUUGAGGAAUUGAAGGAUUGUGAUGAAUCCCUUUAUGAUCAACAGCUUGAAGCUUUUGAAGCUUUAAGGGUUGCUUUGGAUUUGGCUAUGAUUCUUCUCAAGUCUGUUAACCAAGGAAGUAAACUUUAUCAGGCUUUAUGGAGGAACGAUGCAGCGGAUAAGUUUCAACAAGUAACUGAAAAAAUUGAAGCUGCAUUGAGUGAUAUUUCAUAUGACAAACUUGAGAUAUCAGAGGAAGUUCAAGAACAGAUUGAAUUGGUGCAUGCUCAGUUCAAAAGAGCGAAAGCUCAAACGGAAUUCGCUGAUUUACAGCUAGAUUUGGAUAUGGCUGUAGCACUGAAAGAAAAAGACCCUGAUCCUGCUAUACUCAAAAGACUUUCUGAGAAGUUGCAUCUUAGGACUAUAAAUGAUUUAAAGAAAGAGUCUAGUGAAUUGCACGAAUUGGUCAUAACAAGCGAUGGAGAAUUAUCGGACAGUUUUGAAACAGUCUCGUCUCUUCUUAGGAAACUGAAGGACUGGGUGCUCACUGAAAAUCCUGAGGUUGAUAGUGCAUAUGAGAACGAGAAAAUGUCAAUUAAGCACCGGUCUCCUGUAAUCCCAGAUGAUUUUCGAUGUCCUAUAUCACUUGAACUAAUGAAAGAUCCUGUAAUUGUCUCUACCGGUCAGACAUAUGAAAGAUCCUGCAUUCAAAAAUGGCUCGAUGCUGGUCACAGAACUUGCCCUAAAACACAGCAAACACUUCUGCAUACAGCCCUUACUCCUAACUAUGUUUUGAAGAGUCUGAUUGGUUUAUGGUGUGAAAGCAAUGGUGUUGAGCUACCGAAGAAGCAAGGUAGCUGCAAAACAACGAAAUCCGGAACUAGUCUUUCCGAUUGUGACAGAAUUGCUAUCAAAGCUUUGUUGGAUAAAUUAACAAGUAACGAUAUUGAACAGCAAAGGGCGGCUGCUGGCGAGCUCCGAUUGCUAGCCAAAAGGAAUGCUGAUAAUCGAGUAUGUAUUGCCGAGGCAGGAGCAAUACCGCUUCUCGUAGAGUUGUUGUCAUCUGGUGACCCUCGAACUCAAGAGCACGCCGUUACAGCACUUCUCAAUCUUUCCAUCAACGAGAGUAACAAAGGAACUAUAGUAAAUGCAGGAGCUAUACCAGAUAUUGUUGAUGUACUGAGAAACGGAAGCAUGGAGGCUAGAGAAAAUGCAGCCGCGACUCUCUUUAGUUUAUCGGUUCUCGACGAGAACAAAGUUGCAAUAGUUGCUGCACUGAUACGGUUUAUGAAGGACGCGGGGGGUGGGAUGGUUGACGAAGCGUUAGCUAUAAUGGCAAUCCUUGCAGGCCAUCAUGAAGGCAGGAUGGCGAUCGGUCAGGCCGAGCCAAUCCCUAUUUUAGUUGAGGUUAUACGAACCGGAUCACCGCGUAACCGGGAGAAUGCGGCUGCAGUUUUGUGGUCGGUAUGCACAGGAGAUUUAGUGCAACUGAAACUAGCAAAGGAACAUGGAGCAGAAGAAGCACUUCAAGGAUUAUCAGAAAAUGGAACAGAUAGAGCUAAGAGAAAAGCUGGAAGUAUAUUAGAACUGUUGCAAAGAAUUGAAGGGGAGGAUAGUUUGCAAAAUUCCUAG
Molecule: messenger RNA, 1758 nt
Organism: Vicia faba (fava bean)
Lineage: Eukaryota; Viridiplantae; Streptophyta; Magnoliopsida; Fabales; Fabaceae
Source: the annotation of a GenBank genome assembly